CACAGAGCUCCGCCGCGAACUAAAAGUCCUGCAAGAUGGCGAAGAUGUGCACCUCAGAGGCCGCAAUGGUAGUGAUGGUGGGAAUGCUUCUCGGAGGCACGGUGGCCAUUCCCUCGCGAGUGGCCAACAGGAUGAUCCCGAGUUGGUGGCUGACGGCUCGGACUCAGAAAUCCUGCGUGUCUUGGUCCGACUGCAACGUGGACGAAUGCUGUGCCCGGCCGAUGCUGUCGUCCAACUCGUACUGCCUGCCGUUCAAGUCAGAGGGCGAGACCUGUGAUGCUUCCGCCAUGCUGUUGGAUAUCCACAAUGAGGUAUUCUUCGACCACUGCCCCUGCGAAACCCACCUGACCUGCGCCAAGAUGCAUUCCCAGACGGUGUGCGUUGACCCAGCUUCCCUCUCUCGCAUGACCCCGCGACCUUCUCCACAGCCUUUGCCCAUCAAGCUGUAGAGGCGUGACCUUUGACCCUCUGUGUCAAGGUUCCAGGCGUGACCUAGUCUUUUUGGCUGACCUUUUUUGGGGGAAAUUCUUUGUUUUCACUCUUUUUCCUGUUUGUUUGUUUGUUUGUCUUUGCUUGUUUUUUUCUUGAUUGUUUGUCUCUUUAAUAUUCUCUA
This is a messenger RNA of Penaeus vannamei (Pacific white shrimp), 613 nucleotides long. RefSeq names its product prokineticin Bm8-d. Gene Ontology annotation, biological process: negative regulation of canonical Wnt signaling pathway. Gene Ontology annotation, molecular function: receptor antagonist activity; co-receptor binding. The record is from RefSeq and is a predicted model, not a curated record. Lineage: Eukaryota; Metazoa; Arthropoda; Malacostraca; Decapoda; Penaeidae.